AUGUGGGUGGCGCUUAGAUCGAAGCACCAAUGCCUGUAUGGGAACGGUCCAUUCGGGUUCUACGCAGCUAGCUUGCCCACAGCAGGUGACGAGGCAUGCGAGAUAAGCCUUACCAUCAGAACGGUCAACUACACCGUAGACUAUCCAAUCCGUCCGCAUGUCCAAAUGCCGAUGCUGGUUCGAUUUUUCCAGGAUAAACAGGGCCUAUCUCCAUACCAGGUGGAAGUAGGUAGUCUAGCAAACUACAUGCGCUCGACAUGGAUUACCCAAGCCCUCGCCGACCCGUGCUUGCUGCAUGCCACCUUGUUCUCAGCUGCCGUCCAAUUGGACGCGCUAGCCGGCGCUGAGCAACCAAGCUACGCGACUUUAUAUCAUCAAUUCAAUGCCGUUAGGCUUAUAAGGUCUAGGCUGGCCAUGGCCGGUCUGGAUCGCCCAGAUGAUUCCACAAUAGCGUCCGUCCUCCUAUUGGCAAUACACAGCUCACUCCAGUUUGAACAAGACUCGGUAGAGGUGCACCGCCAGGGCCUAAUUCAGCUCAUUGCUGCCCGGGGUGGGCUGGAUAAACUUGGUUUCGACGGGUUCCUGGCCCGUAUCAUCCAGGGGAGCCUCUCCUUCCUUAUCAUUGCCUACGAUCAGCCCGAGCCAUUUCCCAUCCCCGAACAGGAAGCACCGCUCGGUCCUCAUACCUUCAUUUGGUUGGUUCUAAAUGAUUCCAACAAGUCUCCCAACGAGCAAAUCAGGCACCUCUUGCUGAAUCUGUUUCAGGAUGUUCAACAGUUAGUUCGAGAGGUUUGCACUGAAAGAGAGUUGUGGCCGCAUGCCCCGAGCAAUUCAUGCAUAAAUGCCUUGUUAGAAGGAUUAAGUUCCAGGCCAGAUCCUGCUUCGUUGGAGCAAGUAUCUGAGCUAUCAAAGAGAGAGCUCGCCCUUUUGAGAGCCUGCUCCAUCUCCGGCAGGAUCCUAACAUACGUGCUAGAUGACCGAUUGCCCUGGUCAGAGCAGCAGCUAGACCGACUCCUCGAAGAGCUAGAGGUGGCAAUCGACACCACUGACCGAGGAACCUGGCUGAAACACAGUCCGGGGGCGAAUGUAUGGGUUGCAGUCAUGGGAGCCGCAAUGUGCAGAGAUACUAACGGGCGAGCAUCCUUUAUGUUGAAGGAGAAUUGCGUCGUCUCCUCUAUAAAGGGCACCGAAUCAUCGCACUAUGUAGCGUCUCGGUUCUGCUACCGCUGGCUAAAGGAAAGACGGCUGGCGCGGUCUAGAAUUAUUGAAAUCUGA
Molecule: messenger RNA, 1275 nt
Organism: Aspergillus nidulans FGSC A4
Lineage: Eukaryota; Fungi; Ascomycota; Eurotiomycetes; Eurotiales; Aspergillaceae
Exons: 5
Coding region: 1-1275 (424 amino acids)
Source: RefSeq, a predicted model, not a curated record